Lentinula edodes (shiitake mushroom) is the source of this 1557-nucleotide messenger RNA. RefSeq lists its product as uncharacterized. The transcript has 6 exons. The coding region runs from base 1 to 1557 and encodes 518 amino acids. Gene Ontology annotation, biological process: double-strand break repair via homologous recombination; regulation of DNA-templated transcription. Lineage: Eukaryota; Fungi; Basidiomycota; Agaricomycetes; Agaricales; Omphalotaceae. The record is from RefSeq and is a predicted model, not a curated record.
AUGUGUACUAAAUCCGCUUUUGUUCCGUUUUCGGUCGGAGCUGACAACAUUGACUUCUACAGUGCCAUCGAAGAGCUUUCUCAGAUCACUACUCCUUCCCUAGCAUUAUACUACUGCUUUUACACGACCCCGCAACCUUCAGACUAUCCAUCUGUCCGGGUGGAAGACCAAAUUGGUCCUGCUGCCGCGUUGGACAAACUACUUGCACAUGGAUGUUCGCGUGCUACAAAGGCUUGGGUCGAUAAUGCAUGGUCUCUCAUUUUAUGGAAAUUAGCGGGGAUGGUAGCGUUGGAGCCUGAGCGGGAAACACGUAUUCCUACUUUUGGUGGAGCUGCAGAGGGACCAAGAUGGUGUUGGAAUGAGAUUUGGAGACAGUUGCUGUAUCGUUAUGAGCGCGAGAUUAAUCUGGGUAUACGCGCUCCGUUUCAUUUAAUCACAACCCAAGAUCACCCCGCAACUGCACCUAUGGUAUUAUGUGUCUCAAACAUCAUUUGGCCGGAAGCUUCGUCUUCUCUGGAGGGGCAACAACGUAAUCCUCAGCCACUAGUAGAAGUCACUGAUGGGUGGUAUCUCCUUAGGGCGCAAAUCGAUCAUAGUAUGACCAAUGCUUUGAAAAAAGGAAAGUUGCGAGUAGGUAGGAAAAUCGCUGUCGUGGGCUCCAGGCUUGAAACCGAACGCAAGGAUCCUCUCGAGCCUCUUGAAGCUUACCAGUCCACGAAACUAGUCCUCAGUGGUAACUCAAGUCAACUUGCACCUUGGCACGCGAAACUUGGGUUUCAACGCGGACCGUAUAUAUUCACAAUGCACAGUUUGACACCUGAAGGGGGCAACAUUGCAUUGAUGGAUAUCGUCGUGCUGCAGGUACAUCCAGUGGCCUAUCUAGAAUUUCGCAUAGAUCCAGAUGGCAAGAAGCAUCAGGAAGGUCCAAGGAAUGAAGCAGAUGAAGCGGCGUGCAAGGAAAGCUGGAGAAAAAAGCGUGAAGCUGCCGAGUCUAAAAUUUACGAAAUGCACGAAAAGAAAAUUGCGCGGUAUCUCUCGUAUACUGAACGUCUUGAUCAGAAAGCAGCUCAAUUUGCGCAUUCUCUGUCUGAAGACCCACCGGAAAACAUCGACAGCCUUUAUGAGGAACUCGAAGUGCCAGAAGAUGCUGGGCAAGUAAUAUCACAAACCAAAGGCAACGAAGCCGCAUGGCUAGCACGGUAUAUACGGGAACGACUCGAAAAGGAUCGAGAAAGGGUAAAAGAUGAGUUAGAGAAAGAGGUAGAUGAUAUUUGCCCAUCCCGCAACGUUCGCUCCUUCAGGGUUAUCAUUGUUCAAGACUCCCGAACGAGUAAAUUUCCUUCCCACAGGACCGCCCAAUUAACAAUAUGGGAUGUUAUGGACCUCAAGCUGACGGAAGAGAAACCUCGGGGCUAUUUUGAAAUAGGUUGGAGGUGCCGUGUGACAAAUCUGAUACCUAGUUCGAAGGCGGCAUGGAUGGGAAAUGAGCCGGAUUCUCAGAUUUUUUUGGUGAGCACGAGGGUAUCGAAGUGGCAAAAAUUGAGGAGCUUAGAAUAA